UGCCGGGAAGCCCAGUGUUGGAUUUGGCAAGGAAAAUAGCAGACUGCGACGAGUUGAGCCUCUGAUGCAAGGUGAAAAUUUCAGUGCCCCACGAACGUCGUGUGUGCCGAAUUUAGAAGCAGCGUAGUAGAGCUGAGAAGCGGACGGUCAGCACCGGAACAUAGAGGCCGGUUAGGGACUGACGUGGAAAACACCCCCGAUAACCGUGCAAUCGGGCGCCCACAGGUUCCUUGAAUUUUAUCAGAAUAUUUCCAGGCGGAGGGCCAUGCACGACACACCCGUUCGAGGUCCCGGUCCACGAGUCCGUCCAGCUUGCACCGCUGGGCCAAACGACACCGCGAUAUGUCCACGUUACGCGAUCAGGAGAGAGAGCAAGCUCAACCCGGCAGCAAGACACAAGACGGACAGAAAACAAAGUAUUCUCCGCUGGCCGAUCGGCACAUCGUGGGAUCGGCGACGGGGUUUACAUUGCCUGCGACGCGACCGGGCCCGACCUGUGCGCUGGAGAGCGAGACGAGGGACAGAGCAGCCAGGAGGGACAGGAAAAUCAUGGUCGGUGGAUGGACCGCUCGGGCGGAGCACCGGGAUUUUUUGACUUGUUGCCAGGUCAUUGCUAGGACACAACCGACAAUUUGUGUAGAUACUAGACGAGCUUCUCCGGCCGAGACCCGUAGGCGGGAACAGACUUGAAUAGAGCACAUGCGCUCUGUGACAUGAUGUGACAAGACGCGUUCCGUGACGCAUCACGUUGCCAUUGUUUGUGGAGGGGCCUGCAGCAUACUCUCAGUCCCUUCUGUAUUGAGUGACCCCUGACUUCCUGAGCUGAGGCCAAACACGACAGUUCCAGCUCGGUAUACUACAAUAUGUUAUCGGCCCUGACUGAGGGCGGCCGCGUGAUUUUCCCAUUUAGUACUUCCGAUUCCGAGGGACUCAUCGCCGGACUCGAAGAUGAUGAAAGCCAUCCGAUUCUAUCCGCCGGCGUUCGACAUCCGAGUCGAGUCGGUUCCCGUCCCGCGAAUCCAGCAUCCCGAUGAUGCGAUUGUGAAAGUCGCGUUGGCAGGGCUAUGCGGCAGCGAUUUGCACAUCUACAGAGGGCACGGCGGGGUAACUCAAGUCCAUACAUGUGGUCAUGAGUUCGUCGGGGAGGUGGUCGAGCUCGGGUCGAGCUUUGAGCAGGCUGUCGACGGUCGUCCUGCGCUCUACGCCAAACUCAAAAUCGGCGAUAAGGUCGUAUCACCGUUUACUAGCAAUUGCGGCGAAUGCUCUGUUUGCCGCUUGGGUUACACCUGUCGAUGCCCCUCUGGAUUUCUCUUUGGCAGCCCGUCCUUGGAUGGCGGCCAAGCACAAUAUGUCAGGGUUCCAUACGCCGGAGGCACUUUGUUCAAUUUGAGCGACCCAUCCACUUGGUCCUCUUCGAUGCCCGCGGCGGCCAAAGAGCAGGCCCUCUCGGCAAUCACCGACAGCUCCCUUCUUCUGCUGGCUGAUAUCCUUCCGACGGGAGUAUUCGCAGCUCUGCAAGCGCUGAAUCACCCCAAAGUCCUGCCAGCGAUCACGGGGAAACCCUGGCCGUCGAUGAUUGCGGCGGAUUCAGAUGCAGUCGCGACCAUGAAACCGGAGGACCAGAUCCUUACUUUCGCGAUUAUCGGGCUCGGACCCGUGGGAUUGUGCGCCAGCGUCAGCCUCAUAGACAUGCUCGAGACCCAGCGGCUCCAAUACCAAAUCAUCGCUGUCGACCCGGUCGAGAGCCGCCGCGACAAAGCACAGACUAUCUACGACAAGAUCAAAUCAUCUGGAUCCGCGUCUGGGAAAUUCGCCGCCCUGAGCAUCGAGGAAGCCCGAGAGACAGUGAAAACCUGGACAGCGGGCACCGGGUGCACUGCUGUCCUCGAGGUUGUGGGCAACAACAGUGCGCUCUCGUUGGCAUACGAUCUUGUCCGCGCCUUUGGUGUCAUCACUUCCGUCGGCGUGCAUGGAUCGCCUGCGGUGCCCUUUGUUGGAUCGCAGUUGUACAACAAGAACGUGUCCUUCGACUUUGGACGUUGUCCCGCUCGGGCCAUGUUCCCCAUGGCCUUCGACCUCUUGGUCAAACGUCAGGACAUCUUCGGCAGCGUCGGCGACUCAGCGAGCCUUGUCGAGAAAGUCGUUUCAGCGGAUGAGGCUGUUGAGUAUUAUGCUGCCUUCAACGACUCGAAGAUUGGCAAAGUAUUGUUCGAUAUGCAAGUAUGAAAUAACUGUGUAGGCACCGAAUUUACCGCUUGAAAGUAUGGGACAUAUUGCCACUUUUCACGUCUCUGUGCGCUUUCGGUGGCGCAGGGAAAUCUCCAUACAUCGGUUUAUCUGUCCCCCGUUCAAAAACGCCCAGCCGAAACACAGAUCGACUCACCUUUCCCUCGCUUGUCGCCUUUCUUCUUCUUUUUGACCCUCAUAUCCUGGUCAUUCGGCACAUCGUCCAGGAUAUUGGGCACCGCAGAAAAGUCGAAUUCUUCCUGCGGAUCUGUCUUCUCUACAGCGUCCUGUUGCCCACCCGUCUCAGUCUUGGUGCGCUUCCGCUUCUUUUGACGAGCCUGCCCGACAACGACGAUCGACUCGUCGACGACGGGUCGGAUCGCCCGUUGUGCCGGAGGAACGUAAGGCAUCUCGACCUGCAUGCCCAAUGCAGGGUCGGCAACUGGCUCCGGAUC
Messenger RNA from Mycena citricolor, 2681 nucleotides. The record is from the annotation of a GenBank genome assembly. NCBI's taxonomy places the organism in Eukaryota, Fungi, Basidiomycota, Agaricomycetes, Agaricales, Mycenaceae.